CUGGCGGGGUGAUUCUCCGAGGAAGACUGGGGACCCACAGCGGGGACCUGGAGCUGAGUUGCUCACUGAGCUCGCGGCGGAGACCCCGGGGGCGCGGCGGGAAGGCUGAUCCUGGGGUGCAAUCGCUGCUGCGCCCAGUCCGGCCAGAGCCGGCGACCAGGGCACGUCCUGCCGGGGCUCCUGUGGCCACCCGGCCUCACAGGUGCGAGACCGCGCAGUGGGGAUUCGCGGGGACACCUGCGUGGGUGCCUCCUUGUCGCUUUCUCCCACCCCACUGCUAGACCUCCUCUUUGGAGACCUCGGUGUUUUCUGAGGGUUGUCUGAGUUCUCCCUUUUCUCUUCCCCUCCUGGGCUGUUUGCUUCUACUUCUCGGCAGGUUUCCCCGCGUGUUUGUGCGUGUGUGCGUGUGACGCUGUUUAUUUUUGUCGCCUGUUCCGUGUUCGCUGAGGUCUGACUUGGGAAGGGGUCACACACGAGCCGUGCGUUUCCCUGUGACCCUCGUCCCGCCGUUCUUUACCUCCUCGGUUCACCUGGAGAACUCGGGAGAUCCUGGCUUGCCUGGCUUUUUUGCCUGUGCCGGUGAGGAGCCUUGGGACACCUGUCCGGGCGAUGCCGCCACGAGCCCGGAGGUCUCCCGUGUCCUGGAGAAGAGGGCGCAGGGGGAGCAGGGGUGCCCACGCCACGAGUGCGUGUGUGUGCAUAUGUGUGCGCGCGCGUGUGUGCGCGCGUGCGAGGUGAUCUGACUAUUGCGGCGACUUCACCCGUCCACACUGGCGCAUCGGGCCGAGGCGCGCACUGAGCCCCUGACAGCGCCGCGGUGGCCCCGGCGGGCACCGAGCGCCCGCAGCAGCCGUCCUGCCUUCUGAACGCGGUUGUGUUACUUCGCAGAUGAAGCCGGUGGCCAUGGAAAGCAUGCCUCAGACUCCUCCCUUUUCAGCAAUGUUUGACAGCAGUGGUUACAACCGGAACCUCUAUCAGUCUGCAGAGGACAGCUGUGGAGGAUUGUAUUACCAUGACAACAACCUCCUCUCCGGCUCUCUGGAAGCGCUUAUACAGCACUUGGUACCUAACGUGGAUUACUACCCAGAUAGAACAUACAUAUUUACCUUCCUGCUCAGUUCGCGGUUAUUUAUGCACCCCUAUGAACUAAUGGGCAAAGUUUGCCACUUAUGUGUGGAGCAUCAGAGGCUAAGUGAUCCUGAUGGUGAUAAGAACCAGAUGAGAAAAAUUGCACCUAAAAUUCUUCAACUCUUGACAGAAUGGACGGAAACAUUUCCUUAUGACUUUCGAGAUGAAAGAAUGAUGAGAAACUUGAAAGAUCUGGCUCACAGAAUAACCAGUGGUGAGGAGCAGACGUACCGGAAGAAUGUCCAGCAGAUGAUGCAGUGUCUCAUCCGCAAACUUGCUGCUCUCAGCCAGUAUGAGGAAGUCUUGGCAAAGAUCAGCUCCACAUCCACAGAUCGGCUCAUGGUCCUCAAGACCAAGCCGCAGUCCAUCCAGAGGGAUAUCAUCACUGUCUGCAGUGAUCCAUACACACUGGCCCAGCAGCUGACUCACGUAGAGCUGGAGCGGCUCAAUUACAUUGGACCUGAAGAGUUUGUUCAGGCAUUUGUGCAGAAGGAUCCUUUGGACAAUGACAAGAAUUGCUUCAGUGAGCGGAAGAAAACACGAAACUUAGAAGCCUAUGUGGAAUGGUUUAAUCGCUUAAGCUACUUGGUGGCUACAGAAAUCUGCAUGCCUGUUAAGAAGAAACACCGAGCACGAAUGAUUGAGUACUUCAUUGACGUGGCUCGGGAGUGUUUUAACAUUGGCAACUUUAAUUCCUUGAUGGCGAUCAUCUCUGGAAUGAAUAUGAGUCCAGUCUCACGGCUAAAGAAGACUUGGGCCAAGGUGAAGACUGCGAAGUUUGACAUUCUUGAGCAUCAAAUGGACCCUUCCAGCAACUUCUAUAAUUAUCGAACAGCUCUUCGUGGGGCAGCUCAAAGGUCUUUAACUGCUCAUAGUAGCAGAGAGAAGAUAGUGAUACCGUUCUUCAGUCUCUUAAUCAAAGACAUUUAUUUCCUCAAUGAGGGCUGUGCCAACCGCCUUCCAAAUGGCCACGUCAAUUUUGAGAAAUUUUGGGAACUGGCCAAACAAGUGAGUGAAUUUAUGACAUGGAAGCAAGUGGAGUGCCCUUUUGAGAGGGACCGGAAGAUCCUGCAGUACCUGCUCACAGUGCCUGUCUUCAGCGAAGAUGCUCUCUAUUUGGCUUCGUAUGAGAGUGAAGGACCUGAGAAUCACAUAGAGAAAGACAGAUGGAAGUCUUUAAGGUCGAGCCUCUUGGGCAGAGUUUAACACAUGGGACCUGCUGCUGCUGCUGCUGCCGCCGCCGCCACUGCUGCAUCACACAGAUCCUGCAAGUGCCGGCUUUUGUCUUCUGGCAUCUAGAACUACAAACAACCAGGAGGACUCUGUAGGCCUCAGAGAAAGCUCACUCCAGUGUAAUGGGAAGCCCAUUUCCCACAACUGACAGACUGACUGAUUUUUUUUUUGUGUGGGACUGAAAUGUUCACUGAAGACACUUGAGAAAGAAUCCUCUAAAGAUCCCGGCGCAAUGCCUGAUUCAUCUCCUGGAAUUUCCACGUGAAUCACAGCUCAGCACCGGAUGGAGUUUUCUUUUGUGUGUGUGUUUUUAUUUGGUUGAACUUUUGCUGCUAAUGGGACUUUACCCAGCUGAGUGCUGGCUCUUGGGAAGCCCAUGUUCCUUUGUUAAUUUAAAUGAAAAAGGGAGAGGAGGGAGGGGAAAAAACCCCUAAGUUUAGAUCCCAGACCCCCCACUCGCAGCUUUGCUGGAGCGGGGAACACUGACUGGCUGAGGACUUGACUUUCCUUUAGUGUGUACUGUGUUGUAAAUUCCUCUCCUCCCUCUUCCUAUGAGGUUUUGAGUUGGCUGCUGGUUAGCAAACUCCUUUUUACCCAUAUAAGUUAUUUAAUAUAAAAAUGAAGCUCAACACUGUGGUAGGAAAAUAGCCACUAAGGGAAAAAAGAAAAGCAGAGCUUGUGGUUGUCGGACUGCUCACCUCCCUAGAAGGAAUUUUUGUUUCCUUUGCCCUUCUGAGCUGUUUACAACUGACCACUGUGUUCUGCAGAUGUAUUUUUCAGUACUUUUGUUACUAUGUUUUCCAUAACACCUGAUUUUUUUCUUGUAAAUUUAAGUGAUCUGACUUUGAGGGUCCUGGAAAAACCCAUGGCAUAAUCACAAUUCUUUUAAAAACAGACUGUUAAUUUUCAUACCUUUUGGAGUCUGUUGGUGACUAUGUAAACCAAGAAGAAAUUGGAAAAGUUGCCUCCUCCCCCAUAGCAGUGAACAAAACCCUGAAAAAAAAACACAUUGCUAUUGAUCAGUGAUUGAUUUUAAUUGUGAAAUAGUUCACCCAUGUUAAACAUCUAAAUAGGUCUGUAGUGCUCUGCAAACAGCCGUCGUGUAUAUUUACUCUAGGAGAAACUGUAGAGUAGUAAUCUGUGCUGACGAAAAAGCAAAACACCGUGUUCCAAACAGAUGUACUUGUGAACUUCAUGACACGGUUUCGAGAAACAGAGCAUGUAUGUGUGCUGCGCGUCACCCCAGCAGGCCUAAACUGGCUCCAGUUGUCCCUUUACCACAUCAAUAUAUUUUACACUCUGCGGCCAA
Molecule: messenger RNA, 3670 nt
Organism: Cavia porcellus (domestic guinea pig)
Lineage: Eukaryota; Metazoa; Chordata; Mammalia; Rodentia; Caviidae
Gene: Rasgef1b
Product: RasGEF domain family member 1B
Exons: 14
Coding region: 889-2334 (481 amino acids)
Biological process (GO): Ras protein signal transduction; positive regulation of GTPase activity
Cellular component (GO): plasma membrane
Molecular function (GO): guanyl-nucleotide exchange factor activity
Source: RefSeq, a predicted model, not a curated record